GCCCGCACGCACGCACACACACACACACACACACGGCUGAACCAAAAAAAGCACACUCCUCAACUCCACCGGUGGGGGGGACACAGACACCAGAUGAGAUUUGUUUCCAAACGCGCACCGAUGGCGGUGUGAGGCGUUUGGCUGAAGUACGCACGGCGUCGUGGAUUUGUGAAAGAUUUUUGUGCAUCUUCUUCCUGUUUGGAUCCUGGUUGCGGGGAAAUAAACAAAGCUAUGGAUUACUCAGUCUGCUUACUUUUACUCCUCUCAACCAUUUCGUCUGUGUCGACCGGACAAUUCCCAACAGCGCAAAUGAUAAAGGAAUGGGUUGACCAGAUGCAAAAAGAGUUGAUCACAUUAACAGACACAUCCAGUGGUAUGGACAACCUAAUACAGAUAUAUCACAAACACAGACCUCACUUCAGCGUGGAGUCCAACAAUGCAAGGCAACUGGUGGCGACGGCUGCUGGGAAUAUAGAGAAACUGCUGGCUAACCGCUCCCGAGCACUAAAGAGGCUGGCAUCAGAAGCAGAAAAGUUUCAAAUGGAGCACGAGUGGAGGGACAACAGUGAGGUCGACAAAAUGGUUUACUACAAUGCCAAAGAUGACCUUAAUCAGACAGAGGAUGGAAAGGGAAGGAAGAACCGAUAUCUUCCUGAUGAUUUUGAGAUAGACCCCGACUUCAAACGACUCGUCUCGUACAACACCACUGCCGUCCACAUCCCUACGGACAUAUAUGAAGGCUCCACCAUAAUUUUGAAUGAGCUAAAUUGGACAGAGGCCUUGGAGGACACUUUCCGAAAAAACAAAGAGGAAGAUCCCUCAAUCCUCUGGCAGGUGUUUGGCUCUGCCACCGGAUUGGCUCGGUACUACCCAGCAUCCCCUUGGAUCGACUCGAGCAAUUCAGCCAAUAAGAUCGACCUCUACGAUGUGCGCAGGCGACCGUGGUACAUUCAGGGGGCAGCGUCACCCAAGGACAUGCUGAUCUUGGUGGAUGCGAGCGGCAGCGUUUCGGGUCUCACCCUGAAACUCAUCCGAACUUCCGUCAACAAGAUGCUGGAGACCCUCUCUGACGAUGACUACGUAAAUGUGGUCUAUCUCCCUUCGUUCAAUGACAAGGCCAUGUACGCAUCAUGCUUUGAGAACCUGGUGCAGGCCAACGUCCGCAACAAGAGGAUGCUGAAAGAUGCUGUGCAGAGCAUCACGGCCAAGGGUAUCACCAACUACAGAGGCGGCUUCGAGCUGGCGUUCGAGCAGCUCGCACAGAUGAACGUGUCAAGGGCAAACUGUAACAAGAUUAUCAUGCUCUUCACUGACGGAGGAGAAGAGAGGGCAGAGGAAAUCUUUGAAAAAUACAACCCAAAGCAGGCGGUGCGCAUCUUUACAUUUUCAGUUGGUCAACACAACUACGACAAAGGACCAAUACAGUGGAUGGCCUGCGCUAAUAAAGGGUACUACUAUGAGAUUCCAUCUAUAGGCGCCAUCAGGAUCAACACUCAGGAGUACCUGGAUGUUUUGGGCAGGCCUAUGGUAAAGGCUGACAGAAAGGCCAAGCAGGUUCAGUGGACCAACGUCUACCUGGACGCACUGGAGCUUGGCCUGGUGAUCACUGGAACUCUGCCUGUCUUCAACAAGACCAACACAGGCUCAAAGAAAUCUCAAAACCAGCUCAUCUUGGGAGUUAUGGCCAUUGAUGUCUCCCUGGAUGAUAUCAAGAGACUGACGCCUCGCUUUACUUUUGGACCAAAUGGCUACUACUUUGCCAUUGACCCCAAUGGAUACGUGCUGCUCCACCCUAAUCUCCAGCCACUGACUGCCAAGUUUCAUGAACCUGUUACGCUGGACUUCCUGGAUGCAGAGCUGGAGAAUGAGAUCAAAGUGGAGAUGAGAAAAGAAAUGAUCGACGGUCUAACAGGGAAUUACACAAUAUCUACAUUGGUGAAAUCCCAAGAUGAGCGCUACAUUGACUUAGGCCAGAGGAUGUACACCUUUGCACCAGUGAAGGGGACGGAUUACAGCCUGGCCCUGGUCCUUCCUGACUACAGUAUGCAUUACAUCCGGGCCAACAUUGCAGACACAAUCACCCAGGCAAAAUCGUUUUUGGGGAAAGAUGUUUCUGAAAGCCUGAUGGCAGACAAGUUUGAUGAAUAUGGAUAUACAUUUAUUGCACCGAGGAUGUACUGCAAGGACUUAAAGCCACCUGACAAGAACAAAAACAACACUGAGUUCCUAAUUGAGUUCAACAACUACAUUGACACAAAGACUCCAAACAACCCCAUGUGUAAUGUGGAACUGGUGAACCGAUUGCUCCUGGAUGCUGGUAUCACCUCAUCUCUGAUCAAGUAUUGGAAAGGAACCGAGUUGCAGCAUGGUGUCUUGGCCAGAUUUGUUGCCACCGAUGGAGGGAUCACACGGGUCUACCCCAAAAGUGCUGGGCUGUACUGGAAAGAAGAAGCAGAGACGUAUGAGUCCAGUUUCUAUAAGAGAAGUUUGGACAAUGAUCUGUACGUCUUCACUCCAACACCUUACCUCACUAAAGAGAACACAAGUGACGACUCUGUCCUGGUGAGCAGAGCAGUAAAUCUCAACAUUGAUGGCAUCAUACUCAAACCAGCGGUGGUAGGCGUGAAGUUGGACAUUAGUGCCUGGAUGGCAAGCUUUAUCAACAUCACACAGAAGAUCAAUUGCAAUGAUGAGAUCUGUGGUUGCCAGCGAAACGAUGUGUAUGUAGACUGUGUCAUUCUGGAUGAUGGGGGCUUCCUUGUGAUGUCCAAUCGAGAUGAAUAUAUUGAUCAGAUCGGGCGUUUCUUUGGUGGUAUCGACCCGAUCCUCAUGGUGAAUCUGGUCAACUCGUCCCUGUUCACCUCUAAGAAGACCUUCGACUACCAGUCGCUCUGUGACCCAGAGAAAGAGAGCAAGGCGGCUGCGGGCCUGCGAUCCGUCUAUGUGCCUACAAUUGCAGACAUUUUGAAUUUAGGAUGGUUCGCGACAGCUGCGGCCUGGUCAAUGCUGCAACAGUUACUGGUCAGCAUCACAUUCCCCAAUUUCCUGGACGCAGCCGAGAUGGAUGAUGAAAUGUCAGACGCCAUGCUCAAAGAGGUCUGCAUCACAGAGCAAACUCAAUACUACUUUGAGAACAACGACCGGUCUUUCAGAGGCACAAUCGACUGUGAAAACUGCACCAGGCUCUACCAUGCUGAAAAGCUGCCCAAGACGAACCUGGUCUUUAUCAUUGCUGAUGCAAAACUCACCUGCUCGUCCUGUGACACCAAGCCGUUAAUACAGGAUGAACAGCAGUCUAAUGGUCCUGAUCCCUGUGAAAUGGCUCAGAAUCCGCGCUACAGAAAAGGGCCCGCAGUCUGUUUUGAUAACAAUGAACACGAUGAGGCCAUGUGCCGAAGGAGCGCAGGCUCCCCAUUGGCUUCCUCUCUGCUCAUGUUACUGCUGCCACUGUUCAUGUGCUGUCUCGGGAGAAGGACCCUGACUGUGGCGGGGCGUCCGGACUGAGCCCGUCCCUUUGGCUGAUGGCGGCCCUUCAGCUGGUUCUGCUCUGGGUUUUGACUGGCUCCAGACCCCAUGCCAUCCUGUCAUGACCUCUGAAAAUCCUCAUCGCGCCCUCUCUCUCUCUCCCCUUCUGCUAUCUCCAAAAUGGCAACCAGCUGCCACCGAAAUGACGAACGCCCAAUGAGAAGCGCUUGUAACAAACAAACAAAAACCUGUGAGCCCCCACAUCCUGCCAGUUUCUCCUUUUGAUAACUUCACUUUCAGGGGUUUCUCAAAGUGAUUUUACCAGGUGUAAGGGUACAAGUGACGAAAGAAAUGUUUAAUGGAAGA
This is a messenger RNA of Perca fluviatilis (European perch), 3831 nucleotides long. RefSeq names its product calcium channel, voltage-dependent, alpha 2/delta subunit 1a (gene cacna2d1a). The record is from RefSeq and is a predicted model, not a curated record. NCBI's taxonomy places the organism in Eukaryota, Metazoa, Chordata, Actinopteri, Perciformes, Percidae. Gene Ontology annotation, molecular function: voltage-gated calcium channel activity. Gene Ontology annotation, cellular component: L-type voltage-gated calcium channel complex. The coding region runs from base 232 to 3504 and encodes 1090 amino acids. The transcript has 42 exons.